Molecule: messenger RNA, 7193 nt
Organism: Botrytis cinerea B05.10
Lineage: Eukaryota; Fungi; Ascomycota; Leotiomycetes; Helotiales; Sclerotiniaceae
Gene: Bcpks15
Product: Bcpks15
Exons: 4
Coding region: 701-7081 (2126 amino acids)
Biological process (GO): secondary metabolite biosynthetic process; fatty acid biosynthetic process
Molecular function (GO): phosphopantetheine binding; fatty acid synthase activity
Source: RefSeq, a predicted model, not a curated record
GGGUAAGGAUGCAUAUCCCACAGUGACUAUCUAGUAUUCAAGACCGGCCUGAAGAUAACGUCUAUCAUCCCGUCAUAUGCCGAAUAGAUUAUCGAAUGUUCAAUGCAGGGCACAAGGCUACGGGAAUGCUAAGACCCCCGACGGUAAUACUACGCAAGCUUCUUAACGCCAAAAAUACCGCCCAAGAAAGGUUUACAGGCUGCGCAUUAGAAUGUCUACCUUUCCUCCAAAAAGCCUCCGAACAGAACAUAUGUAUAUUUUGUAGAAUUGCAUGGUUUUCUAACAACCUUCAAUCAGCCAGCCUAUUUUCAACCCAGCUUACACCGCGCAUCCUAUAUCCUACUGCCUCGUCUCUAACUGUUGGAGAACAUUGUGGAAGAAAAUUAGAAUUCUAUGUUCUUGUUUAAGCAAGAAACUAAAGGCUGGGGAAGAAAGGAACAGGAGUAGGCGCCUCCUCGCCGCUAUAUGUACAAACUUCCUGAUUCAUGAAGGAAACCCUUUCCCAAUGGGAUCACCGGUACUCCCGUAACUCAGACAGCCCCUUAUACCACUGCCCUUUCAUUCUAGAAUCCCCGUUUGCGAAUAGAAUGCUCACUUGACUACCCCGCACCCUACCCUCUAACACAAUCUCCCUCCCUUAAAUAUCACUCCAUUCUCUCCUCCCACCUUAAAAAAAAAUAACGAUACUCAUCUACAAACCAUGGCUCCUACAGGCCAAAUUCUCCUCUUUGGAGAUGUCCACGUUGACAAGCUUUCAGCUCUCAAAACACUUUUCUCUCACUCUCAGACUCACCCACAGCUGAGAGACUUCCUACGAUCUGCCUGUGAUGUCAUACAAUGUCAAAUUUCCACCUUGCUUCCAGCAGAACGAGGAGUAUUUGGGCGCUUCGACGAUCUUCUCGAGUUAGGCGAACGAUAUGCCAAAGAAGAGUUCCCAGAUGAGAUGGUUAGCUAUGUUCUCAUCACCACCAUACAAGUUGGUGACCUACUCCUUCACAAAUCAACCGAAAAUAACAACAAUACACAUCAUCUCGGUCUUUGCAUCGGUCUUCUUGCAGCUUCAGUGGCAGCAGUAGCGAGUGAUACAAGUGAAAUUGCCAAGCUUGGAACUGAAAUCAUAGCCAUAAGUCUGCGACUAGGUGUUGCCAUACGCCGGCGAUCGCGAUGUAUCGAAGACACGAACAAAUCAUGGGGCUGUACGUUGUUUGGUCUUGAGUUCUGGGACCUCGAGAAGAAGUUGGAGGAGUUUAAUAAGAAUUUCCCAAAGCCAAGAUGGGCAUACGCAGGCGUAUCCACAAAGUCGUGGACCACCAUCUUUGGGCCUCCAUCUACACUGGAAAAUUUACGCACCGCCAUUGACGUGCCAAACAAAUUACUCACCUCAGCCAUUGCGGCUCACGCCUCGCACCUCGUGCAGCUCGAUAUCCCCUUGAUUCUUGGAAAUUCGCCUAUUCUCGGCUCCGCACUCCCACGCAAAUCAUUGCUCGUCUCAAUAAGCACCGGCUUGCCAUAUCCAGCAGUAUCGCUACGCGAACUUCUCCACGCAAUUGUGGACGAUAUUGCACAUAAACCGAUGUGGAUCGACAAGACAGUCGAGGGUCUUGCUUCGAUUAUCAGUCCUGAUAGGGAUUCAGAAAUCGUAUUAACGACUCUGGGACCGUGUAGCCAUGCAGGAAUGGUGCAGAAGAUAUUAGCACCUUUUUUCUCCGCCGUUAACAUCAGCGCUCUCACCGGCUCUCAUGAAGGCUCAGAUACCGCAAAUUCACGUGGUAUAUCGAAUGAUAUCGCCGUGAUCGGUAUGUCCGGUCGCUUUCCAUCUGCGGAAGAUGUGGAAGAAUUCUGGGAGGUGUUACAAGCCGGAAAGACAUCACACGAAACGAUCCCUCCCUCUCGCUUCUCCAUCUCCGACUUCCAUGACCCCACCGGCGAAACCAAAAACUCCCUCAUAACUACCCACGGCGCCUUCCUCCGCCACCCCGGCCUUUUCGACAACAAACUUUUCAACGUCUCCCCCAAAGAAGCCCUUCAAAUGGACCCUCUACAACGACUCCUCCUUCUCUGCACCUACGAAGCCCUCGAAAAGGCAGGGUAUGCACGUGACUCCAGCACCUCUACUCACCCCUCUAAAAUUGGCACAUAUUUUGGCCAAACCGUCGACGACUGGAAAGACAUCAAUGCCCAGAUGGGAAUCGAUACUCAUUACCUGCCCUCUCUAGACCGGGCAUUUCAUCCCGGCCGAGUAGCGCAUUAUUUUAAAUGGGGCGGAGGCUUUUACAGUGUUGAUACGGCCUGUUCGUCUAGUUUGACUUGUGCACAUCUCGCCUGUGAAGCUCUCAAUAAUCGUGAACUAGACAUGACAAUUGUGGCUGGUGGAUCAUUGCUUGGGGCCCCAGAAAUUUUUUCCGGAUUGGGCAAAGGUGGGUUUUUAUCUGCGACUGGUGGGUGCAAAACUUUCCACGAUGAUGCGGAUGGGUAUUGUCGGGGCGAAGCGCUCGGUGUUGUGGUUUUGAAAAGGUUAGAAGACGCAGUGAGAGAAAAUGACAACAUUCUUGCUGUGAUUAAGGGAACGGAAAGAAACUCGAAUGCAGGCGCGGCAUCGAUUACGUAUCCGGGGCAAGAGGCACAGGAAAAAUUGUUUGGGAGGCUGUUGAGAAAGGCUAGCGUUGAUCCACAUGAUGUAGGGUUUGUGGAAAUGCAUGGGACAGGGACGCAGGCGGGGGAUAAUGUCGAGAUUAAUUCUGUGAGGAAGGUGUUUGCGCAGAAUCGGGGCAGGGAUAAUCCGCUGAAUAUUGGGGCUGUAAAGGCGACUGUUGGACAUAGUGAAGCAGCGGCGGGAAUUGCUUCACUCAUUAAAUCAUUGUUGAUUCUGAGAGAAGGAAGUAUUCCAACGCAGCCUGAUUGGCCCUUCAAGCUUAAUCACAAGUUCCCUGAUUUGGAAGCGUCGAAUAUCAUGAUUGCAGAUGGUAAGGGACGACUGGUGCCAAGACCGAAUGGUGACGGCAAGAGAAGAAUCGUGGUUAAUUCUUUCGAUGCUGCGGGGGGUAAUACUAGUCUCCUAAUUGAAGACGCACCUCGAAGGGUGUCGAAGAGUCCUGAUCCACGAUCCCAUCACGUCAUCACAGUUUCGGCUCGUACCUUAACCUCCCUCGCAGCAAACACGAAGCGCCUAAUACAGUACCUAAAAAUGAACCCAGAUACUACGAUAGCUGAUUUGGCUUAUACAACAACUGCUCGUCGCCAACAUGAGCUCUACCGAGUAGCAUUUGUAAGCGAGUCAAUUAGCGAACUAUCGAAGCAACUCGAUUCAAGCACAGAGCCAGAACUACCACCAAAGUCCGGCCCAUCACUUAUAUUCGUAUUCACAGGCCAAAGCUCGCAAUACACUGGAAUGGGCAAGUUACUAUAUGAAACUUCACCAAGAUUCAAGCAAACUAUCGAUACGUACCAAUCUCUCUGUGACAGUCAAGACCUUGCUUCCUUUAUUGACAUCAUACGCGGAACGCAAGAUGUGAAAAAUGCAACAGCUGCUCAACUUCAACUAGCUAUUGUCGCAUUAGAAAUUGCUUUGGCCCAUUACUGGGAGUCUCUCGGCCUCAAACCACGUUUGGUAAUCGGACAUAGUCUUGGCGAAUACGCCGCGCUGUGCAUUGCUGGUGUGUUAUCCAUCAGUGAUACUCUGUUUCUAGUAAACAAGCGAGCCACAUUGAUGGAGAAGCAAUGUGGACCUGGGACUUCUGCUAUGCUAGCUAUUGCAUUACCGAAAGACAAAAUCUCGGAAUUUUUGAAGACUCGGCUAUCCUGUGCAAUAUCCUGUUUGAAUAGUCCUUCUAGCACGGUUGUAAGUGGCCCAACAGAGGAGAUAAAAUUGCUCCAAAUUGAGCUCAAGGAGAAAAAAGUCCAAUCCUCAUUCCUUCCAACUGAAUUCGGAUUUCAUUCUCAGGCAAUGGAUCCUAUUCUCGAUGAUUUCGAGCUGGCAUCGAAGAGAGCACACUUCAUGAAACCUAAAAUUCCAGUCGCUUCAACUUUGACUGGUGAUGUGAUUAAUUCUGAAGGAGUAUUCAAUGCUACUUAUCUGCGACGGCAAAUUCGCGAACCAGUCAAAUUUAUGAAAGCAGUACGAGCAUGUGAGUCAGAGGGAUUUAUCAGCAAUAGCGACGUCAUUCUAGAAAUAGGUCCACAUCCAGUGUGUAUCGGACUUAUCACACAGAGUGUAUCAGAUGCACAACCUAGUUGUCUCCCAUCACUGCAUCGCAGCAAAGAUAACUGGAAAACAAUUUCAGAGGCCAUUACUGCUGCACAUAUUGCCAAGCUUCCUGUAAUUUGGCAUGAAUUCCACGCCGAUUAUCUUAAUAGCGUCAGAUUAUUAGAUUUACCAACAUAUGCUUUCGACUUGAAGGACUACUGGGUACCAUACCGAGCGCAAUUACCAGCAGCUCCUCAAACCCAAGCUAAGCCUACUCUCUCAACAACAUGUCUGCAGAAAUUAGAAUCUCUAAAUCUCGAUGACGAUCACGUAUCAGCUAUCUUCACAUCUCAGGUCUCUGAGCCACAUCUCUACAAAGCCAUUCGUGGCCACGUUGUAGAUGACGUUGCAAUAUGUCCCGCUAGCGUGUUCUGCGAUAUGGCAUAUACAGCUGCCAAAUUUGUUCACGAGCAAGCUGAUAUCGAAGCAGAUUUAGCUAAUUUGGAGCUGGUUGAUCUUAAUAUGACGCAUGCGCUUGUUGUUCAUUCGAAAGAUACGGAACAAAUAGUUCAUGUUUCUGCCGAUCUUAACUCCACGCAAAAGAUCAUCUCCAUUACUUUUAGCUCUAUUGGAAACUCGAGCACUAUGGCAGAACAUGGUACAUGUCGUAUUGUUGUCAACGAAAGAAAUUUCCAGGAAGCGGAAUGGUCACGGAUGCAACGGCUCGUCAAAAGUCGGGUUAGCAGUUUAGAGAACUCUAAAACCGCACACCACAUGACUAAAUCCCUGAUCUACAAGCUCUUCUCAACCCUAGUUGACUACGAUAAAUCUUACCACGCAUUAUCAGAAAUCUCCAUCGAAGAAAACUUCGAGGAUGCCGCAGCCACCAUGGUUUUCAAACAGGAUCCAGAACUAGGCUCAUUCACGCACAGUCCGUACAUUGUAGAUGCACUCGUACAUCUCGCAGGACUGUUGCUAAAUGUCGAUCCCGCGAAACCGAAAACAGACCUGUAUAUUGCAGGAAAUAUCGGACGCAUGUGCAUCAUGGGCGAUUUGUUAAAAAACCAACAGUGCACAGCCUAUGUGACGAUCCGAGAAAGAACCAACAAAGGCGUUUGUUUGUGCGACGUGUAUGUCUUUGCAGACACGAAACUCGUGGCAAUAUGCACCGAUAUCAAGUUCCAGCGAUUAAGCAGAGAUAUAUUUGGCAUAAUGCUGGGGAAAGAACAAUCAUUUGAUUCUUACCCAGGUCCUCGCAAAACUCGAUCCCCGCACAAGGACAAGGAAGAUUCCGCUUCUUCAGUAGAUGAUUCGUCGGAAAAUUUUUGGGUUCCGACGCUAGCAUCAGAUACUAGCUCGCAAACCUCAGUUGAGGCUCUCGAUCUAUCUUCCAUCUUCCUUAAUACUAUCGCUGCAAAAACAGGAGUUAGUAUAUUAGAGAUGGAAGAUAAUUCCAGCUUUGAGGAUUUGGGAAUAGAUUCACAAAUGAGCAUUUCUAUCAUUGCAGAUUUUAGAAAAAGAACUGGGGUUGAGCUCCCCGCCGCAUUUUUCUCGAAUUUUCCCACUGUGAUAGAAGCGAAGGGGGAGCUUGACAGUGUCUCUGAGAACAUACCAAUACUAACGUCAAAACCAAUGAUCAAACAAGAACAGCGAAAGAAUCUAGCAGCUAAGCACCAAAUAUCAUCCAGCCCAACGCAAGCUCAGAACAACAAGAAAUCAAAAAGCACAUCUGAGACUGUUCAAAGUACUGUUUUAUUCAAAAUCGUUGCAGCAGAAUUGGGACUAGAUAUUACCGAGUUAACACCUAGUACUGAAUUUGCUGAAAUAGGAGUUGAUUCCAUGCUCAGUAUCAAAAUCCUCUCAAUCUUCAAAAAGAAAUCGGGAACCGAACUCCCAGCAGCAUUCUUCAACAGCAAUCCUACCAUCGCCUCAGCACGAGACGAACUCGACGGAGCCCCCUCAUUCCAAUCAUACCACAUUGACACCUCAGAAUUCCAACCCAAACUCCCCAAAUCCCGUGUAAUCCUCAUCCAAGGCAAAUCCCACUCCAAAGCCACCCCCCUUUUCCUCGCUACCGACGGCUCCGGCGCGGUAACACCCUACAUCCACUUCCCCGCUCUCCCUCACGGCCGUAAGAUCUACGCCCUGGAAUCGCCAUUCCUAGAAAAUCCAGACGAAUACACUCUUUCCAUCCACGAGAUGGCCGAUAUCUUCAUCACCGCGAUCCGCACCAUCCAGCCCCACGGUCCAUACUUAAUCGGUGGCUGGUCCGCAGGCGGUAUCUACGCAUAUGAAAUUGCACAUCGCUUAGCCAUGGUCGGGGAGACAAUCACCGGACUCGUAAUAAUAGAUACACGUAUCAAUGUCUCUGUUCCCAUAGCAGAUGUAACCAUGGAAUUUAUCGAGCGUUUCGGGAUAUUCACCGGUGUGGGGCGCGGAAACCUCUUAUCGGGAUUAUCGUUGCAGCAAAAACAGCACCUGACAUCCACCGUUCGCGCUCUCUGUAAAUACGAUGCUGUGCCUUUUCCGGCUGGGAGAGCACCGCGCAAAACACAUAUUAUUUGGGCGAGUAAGGGGCUGAAUGAUAGUGCGAAUCCGGAGGAGAGGGACGAUCAGAUUACGGGAAAGGCGGCAAUGAGGCCGGGGAGCGGGGGGAAGAAUAUGAGUGAGAUGGAGCUGGGGGAUUUUGAGAGGGAGUUUAAGAGUUGGUUUUUUGGGAAGAGGAGCGAUUUUGGGACGAAUGGGUGGGAGGAGUUGUUGUUGAAGGGGGAUAUUAAGGUUCAUAAGGUUGAUGCUGAUCAUUUUUCGAUGGUUGUGCCGCCUUGUGUGAAGGAGUUGGGCUCGGUGUUGCUGGAGAGCAUUGAAGAUUUUGCGAGAAUUGAGGCGGAGGAAGAAUAGAGUAGAUUGGUGAUACUAGUUCGAUAUAUAGAAGUCUAGAAUGGAAUAAAUUUGCAGUUAUAUUUAGAUUCUUGUUUAACCAAUUUACUAGCUUAUUCCGAAAUGAACUACA